Molecule: messenger RNA, 1298 nt
Organism: Dendronephthya gigantea
Lineage: Eukaryota; Metazoa; Cnidaria; Anthozoa; Malacalcyonacea; Nephtheidae
Exons: 6
Coding region: 12-1154 (380 amino acids)
Source: RefSeq, a predicted model, not a curated record
AUUUUGUGGUGAUGACAUGGACAGGAGAGGGAGGGAUUUUUGAACUAAUCAUUAAUGGUGUUUUGCAAUCGAGAAUGGCCGGAAUCGAAAUAAAUGGGACAAUAUCUGGUCAAAGUCGAUUUAUUGUCGGCGGCUCUGAAAUUGAGAAUAGAAACUUAAUUGGAAUCAUUCAUAAUUUCAAUGUUUGGGACAAGGUUCUCUCAGAUGAGAUGUUACACAUGAUGAUAGCUGAACCAGGAAAUGAUAUGGGCAAUGUUGUUGCGUGGCGGGACUUAAAGCAACCGUCAAGUAUCCCAGAUAAAAAUUUUAAGGUCCACGAUCAUACCCAAAAUUUCCGAGCUCAACCAAUUGGACGACACAAUUAUGGGCUAAUAUUCGAAGGAAGCGCGCCCGCGUAUGCCCUAACGUCGUAUUGCUGCUACAGUGGGCAACAAAUGACCAUAUCGAUGUGGCUGAAAUUGAAGCAGUUACCAGUGACACUGUUUACGUUAAUUGGAGCAGAACCUAAUCCCCUCAUGUUACUGAGAAUCAAAUCUGACGGAGAUAUAACAUUCUACUUUGAUGGUAAAAACGCAAGAAUUGCGAACAUCUCCCUUCAAUCCAUCGGUUAUUGGCAAAACCUGGCUCUGACCUGGUUGUCCGAAAGUGGCGACGUAAACACGUAUUUGAACGGAGAGCGUCAUCACGUCAGCUCUGUAUUCAAAGGACUCUACUAUCCUUCCCGUAACAAAUUCAUGAUCGGAGGUGAUAAAAAUGAAACUAUGAAUGGAACGGUUACCCAGUUUAGUUUUUGGUGGAAAGCUCUUCCAAAGCCAGCUUUGAUGGCAAUGUCACGAAGGAUAAUGGGAAUGAAUUGUUUGGGAGUGAGUUGGUUUCGUUUUACAAAUACGCUCAGAGGAGAUGUGACGAAAAUAUAUAGUUUAGGUUCCUACUCAGCAGAUUUUAUCGUCCAAAAAAAGAGAGAUCAGUCUUGCAACGACAAUCUACCCGUGAGUAAUUGUGUCAGCGGAAAAUACCGCGCGAGGUAUGGCGUGGAGAAUAAUUUAGGCAUGAUGCUUGGUUGCUUCUGUGAAGAAAACUUAUCACAAGAUAUGAACUUCAAUAAUGGUCCUGGUGAUUAUAGUCUACAUUCGACAUUGGUUAGAAUACGUUAAAAGAUUUUGUUUAUUUUCAUGCACCAACAUUUGUCUGGGGCCGGUUGUAUGAUACUCUUGACUAUAUUUUUGGUAGUUGAAUCGUAGUCAAUGACAAAAUACACGAUUCUGAUUAGCCAAUGGACCUUUCUUAUAAUGACGUCA